Messenger RNA from Thunnus maccoyii (southern bluefin tuna), 6179 nucleotides. It is a transcript of the gene astn1, whose product is annotated as astrotactin 1. Gene Ontology annotation, biological process: neuron cell-cell adhesion; neuron migration. The record is from RefSeq and is a predicted model, not a curated record. The transcript is spliced from 24 exons. Gene Ontology annotation, molecular function: protein binding. Lineage: Eukaryota; Metazoa; Chordata; Actinopteri; Scombriformes; Scombridae. Bases 153 to 4049 code for a protein of 1298 amino acids.
AGAGGCGUUUGUUUCCGACACUGUGAGAGCCCGCCGGUGGAUCACACCCCCUCACUCUCUCUGCUGCUCUCUCAUCCGCCAGGCUGAGAGGCUGAAUCAGCCCGAGAAAGAAACAGCGAGGAAACGGAGCGACGGAGAUUGCGAGCAUCAACAUGGGGCCGAGACCGCUGCUGUUGGGGCUGGCGUGGGUCCUUCUGGCUGUCCAAACGGCCAAUGUCCGGUGUCUCAACGGCGACGAGGACCAGAGCCAGGACACCGAGUGCAAGAUGAAGAGCGUCACCGUGUCGGCGCUGCCGUUUUUGAGGGAAAACGACCUGAGCAUCAUGCACAGUCCGUCGGCCUCCGAGUCCAAGCUGCUGUUCUCCGUUAGAAACGAUUUUCCGGGAGAUGUCGUGGUGGUGGACGACCUGGAAAACACCGAGCUCCCGUUUUUCGUCCUCGAGAUCUCUGGGAACUCGGAGGACAUCCCUCUGGUCCGCUGGAGGCAGCAGUGGCUGGAGAAUGGCACUCUGCUCUUCCACAUCCACCAUCAGGACGGCAGCCUGAACCUCCCAGAACCCACCGAAGAUCCGGCCAACGAUUCAGCAAAGGAGGAGCUCCGCAUCCUGCAUAUCUCCGUCAUGGGCGGGAUGAUCGCCCUUCUGCUGUCCAUCCUGUGCCUAGUCCUGAUCCUCUACACCCGCAGGCGCUGGUGUAAACGCCGUCGCAUCCCUCAACCCCAGAAGAGUGCCAGCGCUGAGGCGGCUAAUGAGAUCCACUACAUCCCUUCAGUGCUGAUGGGAGGCCAGGCCCGGGAGAGCUUGAGGAACUCUCGGGGUCAGGGGCCCAACUCCAGCGGUACCCUCAGUAUCCGGGAGACUCCGAUUCUGGAUGGGUAUGAGUACGACAUCACAGACCUGCGUCACCAUCUGCAGCGGGAGUGUAUGAAUGGUGGGGAGGAAUUUGCCAGCCAAGUCACCCGUACCCUGGACUCCCUCCAAGGCUGUAAUGACAAGAAUAAUAUGGACCUCGCACCUGUGAGCGACAACACCAAGCUGGCCCUGAUGAAUAAAUACAAGGACAACAUCAUCGCCACGAGUCCCAUUGACAGUAACCACCAGCAGAACACCCUGCUUCCGCACAAUACCUCCACCAGCCAACGCAAACGUCUCUCCAGCAACACCCGCGCGGGUUCAACUUUCUUGAACCCAGACGGGGACUCUGGGACGGAGGCAGACAGCGAGCCUCAGCUGGCCUUUUACACCGACCCAAACCGCAGUCGCCGCCGGAGUCGAGCAGGUUCCCCACGGAGCCCCAUCAAUAAGACCACCCUGACUCUGAUCAGUGUCAUCAGCUGCGUGAUCGGCCUGGUUUAUUCCUCUCACCUCUCCUGCAGCCUCUCAGUGCGGGUAAUCCUACAUGUUCCGGAGCACCUCAUCGCUGACGGAUCAAGGUUCAUUUUGCUGCAGGGGAGCCAGUUGGACGCCUCAGACUGGCUGAACCCGGCACAGAUCUUGUUGUACUACCAGCAGAAUGCCAGCGGGCCCUGGGUGAAUGAGCUGUGUGGACGACGCCUCCUGGACCCCUGUGAGCACCAGUGUGACCCAGAGACAGGAGAAUGCCUUUGCCUCGACGGCUACAUGAAGGACCCGGUCCACAAGCACCUCUGCAUUCGCAGUGAGUGGGGGCCCAAUCAGGGUCCCUGGCCUUACACCAUCUUCCAGCGCGGUUUUGAUCUUGUGAUGGGAGAACAACCUUCUGAUCGCAUUUUCAGAUUCACAUACACCUUAGGAGAAGGAAUGUGGCUGCCACUGAGUAAAAGCUUUGUCAUUCCCCCUGCCGAGCUCGCCAUUAACCCUUCAGCCAAGUGCAAGACCGAUAUGACAGUCAUGGAGGACGCCGUGGAUGUACGAGAAGAGUUGAUGAUCAGUUCAUCCUUUGACUCUUUGGAGGUGCUCCUGGACUCAUUUGGACCCGUCAGAGACUGCACCAAAGAUAAUGGAGGCUGCAGCCGCAACUUCCGCUGCAUAUCUGACCGAAAGCUGGACUCCACCGGAUGUGUGUGCCCUCCAGGGUUGAGUCCUAUGAAGGAUGGGACCGGGUGCUACGACCACCACAUCGGCAUUGACUGCUCUGACGGUUUCAACGGAGGAUGUGAGCAGCUGUGUCUCCAGCAGCUGGCCCCUCUAGAGGAUGACCCGACACUCUACAACAUCCAGAUGUUCUGUGGGUGUAUUGAGGACUACAAGCGGGGCCCAGAUGGGAGGUCAUGCCUGCCGCUGUCUGAGGCCUGCACUGAGGGGAUAGACUGUGGGGAAGCAACGGACAUCCCUGCUAACCAGACUGUGUUUGGAGACCUUUUCUAUGGAUACAACAACCACACCAGAGAGAGCACCUCUGGACAGAUCCUCAAGGCCACAUUCAGGCAGAAGAACUUUGCCCGAGGCAUCGAGCAGCAGCUCCCAGAUGGCAUGGUGGUAGCAUCGGUGCCAACAGAGGUUCAGUGCCACGAGGAGCUGUCGGACCCUGUGCCCGACCCAGAAUACCUCACAGGCAUGGUGAACUACAGCGAGGUAUCUGGCUACCCCCUCGUUCAGCAUUGGAGUCUUCGCUCUGUGCUGUACCACGUCAAACUCAAUCAGUGGGUCCUCUCUCAAGCCUUCAGCUCAGCCAUCCAUUCUCUAGAUGGGGCGACACAGCGGAGCGACUUUGUCUCCAUCCUCCGGGAGUUCGGGAACCACUAUGUACAGGAGGCGGUGUAUGGCUUCCAGGAGUCCUGUACCAUCUGGUACCCCAACAAACAGGUCCAGAGACAGCUGUGGCUGGAGUACCAAGACAUCAGCAAAGGUAACUCACCUUCAGAGGAGUCAGAGGAGCGUGACAAGGAGCCCAGGACACUGACCUAUCCUGCAUACAUUGCCAGUCUGCUGGACACGGGUGCCAAGCGCAUGGCGGCUGGCGUCCGCAUGGACUGCUCCAGCCAGGGCCAGUGCCCUCGCUCCUGCCACCUCUGCCACAUGAGCCCAAGGGCAGCACAAGGGCGGCAGCAGUCCGAGCCCGUCUUACUGCAGAUCACCAAGGCAGCGCCCAUCUAUGAGUUGGUGUCUAACAAUGAGACUUACCAGGCUCUUCAGGAGGCGAUGAUGAGCAUGCUAUGGUGUUCAGGGAAGGGAGAUGUUAUCGAUGAUUGGUGUCGGUGUGAUUCCAGUGCUUUUGGCACAGAUGGACUGCCCACCUGCGCCCCGCUUCCUCAACCUAUGCUGAAACUUUCUUACACCUACGAGCCCAGCAGCUCAUUGGUCAUCAUGGAGUGGAACCACACCGAGUCGCCAAUCGGCGUACGGAUCGUUGAUUACCUCAUCAGCCAGGAGAAGGUGACAGAGAGGACCGACCACUCCAAAGUUGAGACAGAAACACUUUUGAGCUUUGUGGAUGACAUCUUGUCUGGGGCCAGGUCUCCGUGUGUGAUGUUAGGGGACAUCCCCAACCUCCUGUCCUCCUCCAUCAGCAUGAUCAUUCGCUGUCUGGAGCCUGACACCACGUACAUGUUCCGGCUGUGGGCAGUAGACAACACAGGACGCCGCUCCAGUCCAAGUGAGGUCACCAUCAAAACUCCGUGUCCAACUGUGGAUGACGUCAAAGCACAAGAAAUCGCAGAUAAGAUCUAUAACCUGUUCAAUGGCUACACCAGUGGGAAGGAACAGCAGACGGCCUACAACACUCUGAUGGACCUGGGCGCUCCCACGCUGCACCGAGUGCUCUACCACUACAACCAGCGCUACGAGAGCUUCGGAGAAUUCACCUGGAGGUGUGAGGACGAGCUAGGACCCAGGAAGGCCGGCCUCAUCCUCUCCCAGUUAGAUGAACUGUCCCCGUGGUGUAAGGGUCUUCUUCAAGAGGCAAAGAUCGGCCUUCGCAGGAUGUCCCUCAAGUUCCUGUCUUGCCGUUACACUGACACCAAGGCCUUUGGGCUGAACUGGGCGAACAUGGGCCAGGACGUCCACAAGGCCUGUGACGAGCAGACGCUCACUGUCAUGUAUAAUGACUACGGUGAGCCCAAGGAGCUCUAAUGAUAUUUUAAGGUUUCAGUUUGGAUGCACUAAGGAGUAUAAAGAUUUGCCAAACUCAACAAAGAAUCAAAUAAAAUGCAGGUUUUAAAUUUAUUUCUGCAAGAUAUGUGCAUUUAAGGUGUCAUAAACAAAUCCUAUUUUUUUUCAACUUUUAUUUGAAGCCUAUAAAUUUUUAUUGUGAGAUAAAUUUUUCAUAUCAAAGGAAAACAAAAACAGGAGAACAAAAUUUGACUCCUCCAGUCCACUGAGCUAAUUUUAUUUGAAAUAACAGUCCACUUACAUUAUUCUUAUCAGGUCUAAAUAAAAUCAAAUGUUCAAACACAGCCUUCAGGCAGGAGCUGAUCUCUCAAAGCAGAUUCCUGAUGGUACACCUCACUGCUUUAUUCAUCUUUCCUGUGCUUUUCUUGACCUAUACACUAAUAAAGUCCUGAGGCCAAUGGUAGCAAACUUGACAUAUGCUUCACAGUUAAAGCACCUCUUCAUGUUUUUCAUCAGAUUUUCAUUAGUCUUGCUGUAUGAGUGUAGUGGUGUAUACAGUAUUUUCUGAACAGAUCAAAGCACUGCUGUAAUUCUAAGGAAAAACAUAAUGGACAACUUUAACUGUGAAGCAGCUGCAGGUGCGUGAUGUAAAAGAAUAGUUGUUGUUGCUUCAUUUAAGGUUGGCCUCUGUCAACAUCUGGAUAUUUUAAUGAUUUUAUUUACAUUGGUGUUAAUUGUGAACCUUUGGAAAGCAGGACUGGAAGGCUUUGACCAUCUGAGAACAAAAGUAGAUCAGAACUCAACGAGACCCUCAGCCCUCAAGGCUGGGAUUCUUCAUCAUUUCCUGUUUUAUUUAUGUUGAAUGUGACCUGGUAUGAAAAAUUUAUAUCACAAUUAAAGUAAAUACAUAUAGGAAACAGCUGAACAUAUGAUAAUUUACAUUAGAUGCACAUGUUUUAGUGGAACUAAAUGUAAAAUAAAAUUUAAUUUCACUUUGUCUUUGUUGGACUUUGUUAAAUCUUUCAUAAAGAAACCUUACGUUGCAGAGUAGUCUAGACAGAAAACCUGGUAUCAUUUAGCUUCGUCAUAUUCAGUACGAUAUUAAAAGAUCAGAUCUUGGACAUAAAGGGUUUCACGUCAGCUCUUUUGUGCCUGUUUAAAUCCAAACUUAAUCAUGUCCUCAGAUUUUUUACAUCACCUUGUAUGAUGGCGAACACGUACAAACUGGAAACCGUUGAUGUCAAAGAAGCAGCCAAAAAACUGCUAGUGAUAUUGAUCGUGACUUUGUAGGCAGUCCAUGUCCAUGGACCCAGGAGAUGCUGAUUCUUUACAGUUAAAAAUCAUUGCAGUUUCAGUUUCACUGUUAAUAUUUUACUGGUUGACAGCUUCCGGUGCUUGUCAGACGCAUUUGUCAUGAAUAAACGCAAAAACACUCAGCAGGUUAACACAUCAUGGGCUAAUCGUCAAGUAUCUCUACAGCUGUAAAUGGUUUUGGUAUUGGCUGCUUUAUUGUGUGGCGUUGCUUAUACUGAACAUCAGUUGUCAUCAAAGACAUGUCAUUUUUAACUCUCCUUUUACAUUUUUUUUUAGUGAAGUCAGUGUCAUGACCUGGUUUUGUCAUUUAAACACAUUGAACACUUAUUGCAGUGCAACAUACACAAGGAAUUGUCAUGUAGCACCAGAAACAAAGCCAGUAUUUUACAAACUGUCCAUGUUUGUAUGAGAAAGGUGAGGUAGCAUGUAAAGCUAAAGAGAUUAAGAUGUUAUUAGCAAGAUAAAAUGAACAAGAUGUAGAAGACAGUCUGCUGCAAGUUAUUUUAGUAGUACAGACAUUCGAAACAAACGCUGUACAUAGCAUCAUGAUAAAGUUUUAGUGAUAUAACCUGCUGAAUGUAUUAUUGAUAGUUUAUAAAUGAAGCUGUUAUAAAGGAGGAUUACUGAAUAACAGCAGUCAUUAUCUCUACAUAUUGAAUCAAACCUGCCAAAAGUAUCUAUAAAGUAUUUCGCUUUAUUAUUUUAUAGUUUCAUAUAGAUUUUAUCAUUCCAAAUCUAACCAAUGAACGCUGUUAAAAGUGACAAUUCUGUACCGAAAGCGCAAAUUAACAGUGUCUGUUUUUGAUUGCUUCUUUGUAUGUUUAAACUUCAUGCAAU